AUGGCGAGCCUACCGCCCGAACGAGACAGCGUAGUCUCGGGCGAGCAGAUGGAGCGGAAGUAUGACUCUGUCGAGCCCAAUUGGGAGGAGAAUGAGCCGCCAAGCUUUCAGAGAGCGGCGGACGACAGCCUAGACGAGUCUACACAGCCACUCACAGGCGAUACCGGUCGUGAACGGCUGCUAUCUCGCGUUGAUCUAGAAGCUCAGCCCAAUGGCACCGAUCUUCACGAGAAAGGCUUGAGAGCUGACGGAGCCAAAUCCGAGUAUGUGCUGCCUACGACGUUUGUCAACGCGCCAAGGAGGAAGCCGCCUGGGACAGCGCUGAUUAUCGCUUUCCUGCUUGUCCUAUUUGGGAUUGGCUACCUCAUCGCUGCUGGCGUCACGACUUUCACUCGCUAUGGACAUACGUUGAAAGUCAACGUGAUACUCAUGAUCUCGGAUGGCUUUGGCGUGACGAGCGAGACGUUUGCGCGGGAAUACUUGCAAUACCUCAAAGAUAUCGAGCAUCCCUCUGCCGUCUCAGGCGGCCGCUGGGACUUCCCAGAGGGAUUCAAGGGCGUCGACGAGUUGAACUCAUUCGGCGGAUCGCCCAAGCAAAGAUCGUUUGGUAUCUUGCCGCUCGACCAGAUCCUUGUAGGCGCAAGUCGUACGCGAUCUGCCGAUUCGCUCGUGACCGACUCGGCAGCGGGCGCAACAGCUUUCGCGUGCGGCCUCAAGACAUUCAACGGCGCAAUCGGCGUGGAGCCUACCGAGCGCUUACCCUGCGGCACCGUCCUCGAAGCCGCAAAACAUAGAGGGUAUCUGACCGGCCUCGUCGUCACGAGCCGGAUCACACACGCCACACCUGCGACUUUCUACGCGCACGUUGCAGACAGAGACGCAGAAUCUCGCAUUGCAGACUUUCUCGUUGGCGAUCACCCGCUGGGCAUGCAAGUUGACUAUGCGCUAGGCGGUGGUCUAUGUUUCUUCCUACCGAAUACAACAGCUGGGUCAUGUAGGAAUGAUGAUCAGGAUAUGCUUGCAAAGGGCCGCAAAAACUCGCGCAAGUUCAUCUUCAACGCCACGGAUCUGCGAGCGCAAAGCUCGACAGCCGACUCACUCAACACCGUUGGGCUAUUCAACAGCGAUCACAUGGACUACGAAGUCGACAGGGAAUCUCGCGACGAGAGUACUAGAGAACCCUCGCUCGUCGAGAUGGCGAGCAAAGCGAUCGAUACGCUCUCUGCUGCCGCCGCGCGGAAAUCUGCCCAUGGCUACUUCCUCAUGAUCGAAGGUUCUCGAAUAGAUCACGCCGGACAUAGCAAUGAUCCUAUUGCGCACGUAUACGACAUCUUGGCGUAUCAAGAGACAGUCCGUACAGUGAAGCAAUAUGUCGACAAGCAGAACGAAGCAGGCUGGCCAACUGUCAUGGUCAGCGUCAGCGAUCACGAAACGGGCGGUCUGUCCCUCGCAAGGCAGCUUUCGGAUGCGUAUCCAGAAUAUGCGUAUUACCCGGACGCUUUGCUCGGUGCGACCCAUUCGACCAUUUACCUUGCCCAAGAGCUGGCAAAGCAAUCACCGGCUUCGAGAGAUUAUGUCUCUUCCACCAUCUUUGCGGAGGGUUUGAAUAUCACAGAUUACACAGAAGCUGAGAUGUCGACCGUGCUGGACGAAUACAGCAAUGUCGCCAGGAUGGACAACCAUCUCGCUGACAUGGUCUCGAGGCGAGCGCAGAUGGGAUGGGCGACACAUGGACAUUCCGGCAUGGACGUCAAUCUGUACGCGUAUGGCUACCAAUCUACCAAGCUACGGGGGAACAUCGAAAACACAGAGAUUGGCAAAUUCAUUAUAGACCUCAUGCAGAUCGAUGUGCCCCAGAUCACCAAAGAUCUCACGCGGAACGUCAAACAAUGGUACUCGCCGCACACAGAUAAGCACGCAGACGAACAUGGUCUCGUCGGCGUUGCUCAUUACCACCACGAGUUCUGA
Molecule: messenger RNA, 1968 nt
Organism: Mixia osmundae IAM 14324
Lineage: Eukaryota; Fungi; Basidiomycota; Mixiomycetes; Mixiales; Mixiaceae
Exons: 5
Coding region: 1-1968 (655 amino acids)
Biological process (GO): dephosphorylation
Cellular component (GO): fungal-type vacuole membrane
Molecular function (GO): alkaline phosphatase activity
Source: RefSeq, a predicted model, not a curated record